CGCGCUGCUUCUGUUUACUUCGCUUUCCUAGCGCGUGCAGUAGAAUAACGAGGACAAUGCUGCGGUCGGUGGUGUGCGCGUGCCUGCUGCUCUUCCUCGAGACCCGGAGCUCGUCUGACGCGCGACCGGCCGGCUGUCCCGAGCGCUGCGACAAGUCCCUGUGCCCGCCGGUGCCCGCUGAGUGCCUGGCCGGGGACGCCCUGGACCGCUGCGACUGCUGCCCCGUGUGCGUGUCGGGCGAAGGCGUGCAGUGCGUCACGGACGCGGACUGCACCGAGGGACUGCGCUGCUCCGUGCAGGGCGGGGUGGGCUACAGCGCAACGGUGCGAAGGCGCGCCAAGAGCGGCGUGUGCACGUGCGAAAGCAGCCAGCCGGUGUGCGGCAGCGACGGAGUGACCUACCGCAACGCGUGCGACCUGCGCGGGACCAGCGGGCGCGCGCAACGACUGUCCCAGCCUCCGGUCAUCGUGGUGCAGAGGGGCGCGUGCGGUAAAGGACAGAGCGAGAAUCCCGACAGCCUGCGCCACAAGUACAACUUUAUUGCAGAUGUGGUGGAGAAGAUCGCUCCAGCUGUGGUUCACAUCGAGCUCUUCCGCAAGAUGGCUUUCACCAAGCGGGAGAUGGCUGUGGCCAGCGGCUCGGGCUUCAUCGUGUCCGAGGACGGAAUGAUCGUCACCAACGCUCACGUGGUGGCCAACAAGCACCGGGUCAAAGUGGAGCUGAAGACGGGGGCCACGUUCGACGCUAAAAUCGAAGACGUGGACGAGAAGGCCGACAUCGCCCUCAUCAGGAUCGACACUCCGAUGAAGCUCCCGGUGCUGCUGCUGGGCAGCUCGUCUGAUCUGAGACCUGGCGAGUUUGUGGUGGCCAUCGGUAGUCCUUUCUCUCUCCAGAACACGGUGACUACGGGCAUCGUCAGCACCACCCAGCGUGGAGGCAAGGAGCUCGGCCUGAGGAACUCAGACAUGGACUAUAUCCAGACUGACGCUAUCAUUAAUUAUGGAAAUUCAGGAGGACCUCUGGUGAACCUGGACGGAGAGGUAAUAGGAAUUAAUACUCUAAAGGUGACGGCUGGGAUUUCUUUCGCCAUUCCAUCUGACAAGAUCCGCCAAUUCCUCACGGAGUCUCGUGAUAGACAAGCCAAAGGAAAAGUUGUUACAAAGAAGAAGUAUAUUGGUGUGAGAAUGAUGAGUCUUACCCCAACCCUUGCUAAGGAGUUGAAGGAAAGGACGUCAGAUUUUCCGGAUGUGACCUCAGGAGCGUAUGUCAUCGAGGUCAUUUCCAAAACUCCAGCAGAAGUCGGAGGUCUGAAGGAGAGCGACGUCAUCAUCAGCAUCAACGGCCAGCAGAUCACCUCGGCCAGCGACGUCAGCACGGCCAUCAAAAAAGACGACAAGCUUCGCAUGGUGGUGCGGCGAGGAAACGAGGACGUCAUCCUCACCGUCGUCCCCGAAGAGGUCGACCCUUGACACCUUGACGCUUCGGCGCCCCCCACCCCCCAGCGUCCCUCCGACCUCCUGCUCUAGCACGAGCUGGUUCUCAGUGAUCGCCUGAAAGAGCACGGACUUGAACGACGUGAGUGUGGGACCACACUCGGUUUUAGCAAAUAUUCUCUGUUUUAACGCUUCUUCUUCUGGUCUGUUUGUGGCAGAAAAAAAAUGGAAACGCUCGUUUCUACACCGGAACACAUUCACCUCUGGGUUUUGUACUGUUUUAUGAGUUCGUACUGCCGAAUUAUUUUCUUUAUUGUUUUUUUAUGGUUUGAAUCUGUACUCGAGUCAUAGCAGGAUCAGGUUGGGGAAGUGCCAUCAGACGUUUAUAUCCCAUAUAUCUCUGAAACUGGGCACAAUCUGGAUAUAAAUAUUCUGCUUUUAUUAAUAUCUGAAUGUCUUGAAACCAAACGUUGGAAUGUGCCCUUCUGUGACGUUCUGUAAUGCUAUUAUAGUCUUUCGAGUUUUAGGCAAAAUGCACAUCAUUAAUAUUGACGGAUAUGAAUUAAUAUUAAUCAAUACUUGCCGUAAGUAUUAAUAGCACUGAAUAAACCUCAUAUCACUCCUGAUAGGAUGACAAACAAGCUGGAAAUAUUCAAAUAAAGCUCUGCUACCCAA
Molecule: messenger RNA, 2108 nt
Organism: Trichomycterus rosablanca
Lineage: Eukaryota; Metazoa; Chordata; Actinopteri; Siluriformes; Trichomycteridae
Gene: htra1b
Product: HtrA serine peptidase 1b
Exons: 9
Coding region: 57-1469 (470 amino acids)
Biological process (GO): positive regulation of apoptotic process; proteolysis; programmed cell death
Cellular component (GO): extracellular region
Molecular function (GO): serine-type endopeptidase activity; protein binding
Source: RefSeq, a predicted model, not a curated record